This is a messenger RNA of Tachyglossus aculeatus (Australian echidna), 1404 nucleotides long. RefSeq names its product reticulophagy regulator family member 2 (gene RETREG2). The coding region runs from base 136 to 1404 and encodes 422 amino acids. The record is from RefSeq and is a predicted model, not a curated record. The transcript has 8 exons. NCBI's taxonomy places the organism in Eukaryota, Metazoa, Chordata, Mammalia, Monotremata, Tachyglossidae.
CCAGGAGUUGUGCGCGUGCGCAGGGCGUCCGCCGUCACGUGCCGGGGGAGCGCUCGGGGUCACGUGUGGGGCGGCUUCGCGGGCGCGCCCCCCCUUCCGCGCAGCGCCGCAGCCGUCCGGCCGUCCGGCCCCACCAUGGCGAGCGGCGGGGGCCUGGGCGAGGCGGCGGCGGCGGCGGAAGAGGAGGAGGAGGCGGAGGCGGCGGUGGGGCGGCUGGCGGCGGCGCUGAGGCAGCGGGCCCUGGGCUGGGAGGCGGCCCUGGCGGCCGGGCAGCGGCUGCUCGUCUGGGAGAGGCCGCUCCACAGCCUGCUCGCCGCCGCCGCCCUCAACGGACUCUUCUGGCUGCUGUCCUCCUCCUCCCUGCGGCCCUUCUUCCUGCUGGGCGUCUCCCUGCUCUGCUUCCUGCUGCUGCAACGCUGGCCGCCCCGGGCCCUGGCCCCCUUCUCCGCCCCGUCCGCCGAGGAGCAGCCCCGGGCUGACAGCGAGGCCCUGGGGGCGGGGGCCCGGCCGCACCUGCUGAGCGUCCCCGAGAUGUGCCGCUGCGUGGCGGAGAGCUGGCUCGCCUUUCACGGACACCUGCGCGACCUGCUGCGCUACAAGAGGCACAACCCCGGGCAGUUCUGCGCCCGAGUCUGCUGCGGCUGCACCGCCCUGGCCGCGCUGGGCCACUACGUGCCCGGGACCAUGAUUUCCUACAUCAUCCUGCUGAGCAUCCUCCUGUGGCCCCUGGUCGUGUACCACGAGCUGAUCCAGCGGAUGUACACGCGGCUGGAGCCGCUGCUCAUGCAGCUGGACUACAGCAUGAAGGCCGAGGCCGUGCGCCACCGGCACGACCCCCGGGGCGCGGGCCGGGCCCCCGGGGGCCGCGCGGGGGGCCGCCGCCACGCCGGGGACGGGGACGACGACGGCGACCCCGCGGCCGAGACGGACAGCGAGAGCGAGGCCGAGCUGGCCGGCUUCCCCCCCGUGGUGGACGUGAGGAAGACGGCCCUGGCCCUGGCCAUCACCGACUCGGAGCUGUCGGACGAGGAGGCCUCCAUCCUGGAGAGCGGGGGCUUCUCCGUGUCCCGGGCCACCACCCCGCAGCUCACCGACGUCUCAGAGGAUCUGGACCAGCAGAGCCUGCCCAGUGAGGCGGAGGAGACCCCGAGGCCGGAGGAGGAGGAGGAGGAGGCGACGACAGGAGCCAAGAAGCCGCCCGCGCCCCGCGCCCUGCCCGGCGUCCUGCACAGCCCGGCGGACUCGCUGGAGGAGGCGGCGGCGGCCCCGCUGCAACUCCCGUCCCCCCUGCACUUUGUGAACGCUCACUUCAACGGGGCGGGGGGCGGCCCCGGCGGCCCCCCACCCGCCCCCGAGGAGGACUUCGAGCUGCUCGACCGGCCGGAGCAGGAGCCCCGGCCCUGA